UUUUCUUUGCAAAAUGUCUACAUCACGCAUGGAAGAAGUAUGGGAUAUUAUCAUUGAUACAAGUGCGGCGGCUGACAGUGUGGAGACCAGUCAGGAACUCUACAGACAGUGGGCACCAGACUAUGACCAAGACAAUGUGGACGUUCAUUACAACGGUCCAAAAUUGAGUGCGCUGAAAAUAGCCCAACUGUUUGGAGAAAACAAAGAUGUUUUGAUACUGGACGCAGGGGCUGGAACUGGUCUGGUCGGGAAAGAGUUGCAGAAUCUUGGAUUCACAAACUUGGAGGCUCUAGACGGAAGUCAGGAGAUGUUAGAUGUAGCCAAUCAGAAAGGGAUUUACAAGAGGAGUAUGUGCAGUUUGUUAGGGCCGAUCCGAUUGGACAUCGAUUCAGGUUAUUAUGACUGCGUGGUGUGCAUUGGCAGUGUGGCGGCUAACCACGCAAAUGCCGGUUGCCUUCCAGAACUGAUUCGGAUCACAAAGUCAGGUGGGUAUGUUUUCAUAGCGACCAGGGAGGACAAUGUUCCAAACUCCGGGUAUGACGGCAAGAGCUGGGACGACUGGUUGAAGAUCCACGAAGACAAUGGGCUAUGGAAGAAAGUAGAGAUUAGAAGGGUCGAAGAUUGGAUCGCCGAUGUUCAUGGGGGCAUGAUGUACAUGUACCAGGUUAUGUAA
Messenger RNA from Lingula anatina, 673 nucleotides. Its product is annotated as methyltransferase-like protein 27. Gene Ontology annotation, molecular function: S-adenosylmethionine-dependent methyltransferase activity. NCBI's taxonomy places the organism in Eukaryota, Metazoa, Brachiopoda, Lingulata, Lingulida, Lingulidae. The record is from RefSeq and is a predicted model, not a curated record.